AUGAAAGAAUUAUUGGCAAGAUGUCGUUUAAUAAUUCGACGAAAAAUGCAAAGAAUGUUGGAUUUGCAAACCUUGUUGACCUUGUUGAUUAGCAUACUUUUAUUAGUUUGGUUACGAUAUUGGAUACCUUGUACUGGCGAGUGUGUGGAAAUAUUUACAGAAAUUGUUCAAGAAAUAGCUACAAGUACUACUAUGGCUGACGGUGAGCAAUAUGAUAAAAAGAUAAAACAACUUUUAAUAAAUCGUAUAUUGUCGAAAAAUAGAGCGUGGAUAAAAGAAUCUUCUGCCAUAGCAUUUUAUUAUUGCGAUCAUGUUUAUAAUAUACGAUAUGUUUUAACAGGACGGCUUCGAUAUAAAGCGUAUGGUAUAAAUGUGUAUAACGUGGGUUUUGUGAAUUUGUGCGUAAACGAGACGUAUAGGAAUCUUAUGAGUAUACCCACAGGUUUUAAAAAUGAUGAUUAUUUUUUUGCUCGGAGUUCAUCUUUGUUUGAUACGUUUGAUAUGGUAUUACAAAGUAUAAUUUAUAGACAGAAUGUUGAUGUGUGGAGAGCAAUUAAAGAGAUUGUUAUGAGAACAAAAAUACUAUGUAGUUAUAUGUUGUUACAAGACAUCAUUGAAGAUAUAGCAAAGGCUAAAGCGACGAACACUUGGGUUGAUGUAUAG
Molecule: messenger RNA, 663 nt
Organism: Paramuricea clavata
Lineage: Eukaryota; Metazoa; Cnidaria; Anthozoa; Malacalcyonacea; Plexauridae
Source: the annotation of a GenBank genome assembly